Pyricularia pennisetigena is the source of this 2607-nucleotide messenger RNA. RefSeq lists its product as uncharacterized. The coding region runs from base 1 to 2607 and encodes 868 amino acids. The transcript has 3 exons. NCBI's taxonomy places the organism in Eukaryota, Fungi, Ascomycota, Sordariomycetes, Magnaporthales, Pyriculariaceae. The record is from RefSeq and is a predicted model, not a curated record.
AUGGCUUCCUCACAGACCGACGACAUGCAAUGGGCACCGUCCCCCGUGCAUCACUUUGAUCGGCUGCCGUCGAUGGACGUGGAUUACGGAACGCAUCGCAACAGUCACAUGCAGGGCGAUUCUAAUUUUGCCAGCACCGGCCUGCAACACCCUCCAAUUUCCACAAACUCUUCUGGGAGUGGUGGCGGCGGCUGUCCAUAUGCACAAAACAGCUUACGGUUUACCCGCUCCCAAGCUCCUCCUCUAAUCAGCAGCAGCAGCAACAGCAACAGCAACAGCAGCGGCAGCGGCAGCAGCAGUAGCAGUAGCUCUACUACCGCCGCCACUGCCGCCGCCACCACAAACACAACCCAAACCCAGCAGCAGAGUUCUAACCUGGAUUUUCUCUGCCGGCCGUCCUCGCUGUUCGGCGGUAGCAACGUCAGGAACUCGCCGCUACCGGAUCCAUUGGGCCUAUCGUAUCGGGUACAUGUGCCUUCCAAUCUAGGCAACUCAUCUGCCAACAGCAGUGCCUCCAACAAUUCCAACAGCAACAACAGCAGCAAUACUCCAUACGAUCCGGUGCACCAUUCUUUGUCGUCUCCGUCCAGAUUGACACAACAACAGCAGCAGCAGCAACAGCAACAACCGCCACCACCACCAACACAGCAGCAACCGCAACAACAACCAAACAACCCACAUACGCACAAUCACCAUCCCCACUACGACCGUCAUCAAGUGGUCCUCCCAAAUCAUCCAUCAACCUUCUCCUGGGGUGCACGAUCCUCGCUACCUCCUCACCCUCGGAGCGGUAGCAUGCCGGGCGUUUUUUGUCCCCCACAGCUGCCACCACCACCUCCUCCUUUGACAUCCGAUCCUUGGACCUCAGGAAGUAUCGGUCGAGGCAACUCACUCGGCCACCCAUACCAGCACAUGCUACCUCAAGCAAGUCACUACAUGUCGACGCCAAAUCAAGCACAUUUUUGGCACCAGCAAGGUCCUCAAUCACAACGCGCCGUACAUUUCAGUCCGCCCUCAAACUCCUCCAGAGCACCGUUGACUUUGGCUUCUCUUCCACCUCUGGCACCCCGCAACAUGGCCUCCAAUUCCGCAGGCUCAAGCAGCACUGCCGGCGAUGCCACCUCUACUGCACCACAUAUGUAUGCCUCCCCCGUCUCGUCGCCGUCGUCAUCCAUCUCGAGCAUCGCUACCAGCCCACAAUCGAGAGACCUACGUGACCUACGACAAGCUCCGCGGGACCAAACACCGGAUGUUCAAGGCAUGGCCCAACAGUCGCAGUCCGCAGAUCGCGAAUCAACGGCAAAUGGUACAGAUGCUCCAGUGACCGCAGGUUCUCCGCAGAGAAGGGCUAGACCCGAGUCUGGGGUUUCCAACAGCAGCCCGGUUCUGGGCCCGCCCCAAGGUGCGCUGGCCGAAGAAGAGGAGCAUUUGGACAUGCUAAUGUCGGAUGAGGAUCACGACUAUAGCGAUGGGGAUUCGAACGAUUCACACCUCCAAGAUAUGUACGUGCAACAGCUGGGCGCCACCGCCGCGAUGGCCCAGGCCAAUCGAGAGGCGGGCCGUAGAGAGGAGUUAGAGGCUCGUCGUGAGGAGCGUAUUCGUCAGCAGCAGCUUUUCCGAGGAGCCAUGACGAACAAGAGGAUAGCUUCCAGGUCGGCAAUUUCUUCGAUGGAGAGCGUGGAUAUUGCUAGCCUUCCCGAGCUGGAGCGCACUUGCGUCAUUUGCUACAACGACUUUGGCGUUCCAUCUCCCGAGGGGAUAAGCGAGGCUCCACUGAGACUGCCCAAAUGCAAGCACGUCUUUGGAGAUCACUGCAUCAAGAAGUGGUUACAGGAUUCAGACACUUGCCCGUACUGCAGGGACAAGCUACCAUCGGAGUCCGUGGUUAGCGUCAACAACCGGUCACUCAAUGCCUAUCUGGGCAUGAACGGCGGUUCCCCUGAUCCCUCCUGGUUCCAGAGCGACCAUGAGGCCGUGAACUUGACCCACGACGCAUUCGUGAGGUUAUACGGCCGCCAAAUCGUCUCUAACAACUCACCAGCAGCUUCCAGGCCUGCAGUCAUAUCCAACAGGCGACCACCACCGCCUGAAGAGCAAGCAGAGCUACGCCAUCGACGCAGGUCUCGCUAUGCCGCACCCGUCAACAAUCGGAGGGGGCAAGCCAUUUUGUCUGGGCACAUCGGCGAGCCGAACGCAAGCGGCACGCGCAACGAGAUUCCACGGUCGAAUUCUCUAUCCGGGGCUUCUGAUCCGUCGGCAUCACAGCGUCCAAUGUCGGCUCUUCAUUCUAUGAACCACAUCCCACAAGAGUGGCAAAGACUUCACUACAGCCCUGCAAGGUCUUCAUCCUCAAACACGGCGACAGGGGGCCAGAUGUCAACUUCCCAGUCCACCGAGGCUGGGGCUAUUUCCAGUGAUGGGAAUCCAAGCGGUUCGGCCAGCGGCUUGGGUGCUCCCGAACCCACGUCAGACGAGGCAUAUUUUGGAUCUGGAGGCCCAUUUUCUCAGCAACUGCCUCAGCUGCCUAGGCUGGACAUUCGUGGGCUUGUUGGUUCAAGCUCUGUCAGUCCGGCUUACCAGUUCUGGGAUGUAAAUGGGACACGAUAG